Vicia faba (fava bean) is the source of this 1710-nucleotide messenger RNA. NCBI's taxonomy places the organism in Eukaryota, Viridiplantae, Streptophyta, Magnoliopsida, Fabales, Fabaceae. The record is from the annotation of a GenBank genome assembly.
AUGCUUCGUUCCAAAUGCAACUGCUUUUUACCUUCCAAACCCAACGCCGAUCAUCCUCUUCGUGCUUUUUCUCUUCCCACUCCUCUUCCUCAAUGGCCUCAAGGAGAGGGUUUUGCUUCUGGAGUUGUGAACCUUGGUGAAAUUGAAGCAUGUAAGGUCACUGAGUUUGAGUUUGUUUGGAACAGCAAUGUCAUGGUGGAGCCAAGUAAAGCUGUUGCGUUCUAUAAACCAGUGAGAAUACCAGAUGGGUUUCAUAUUCUUGGUCACUAUUGUCAACCUAGCAACAAGCCUUUAUGGGGUUUUGUACUUGUUGCUAAACAAGUGGAAAAUUCCUCAUAUAACAUUUGCAACAACAAAAAACUAUCCGCUUUAGCCAACCCUCUUGAUUAUACUCUAGUAUGGUGUACUAAUUCAGGAAGAAAGAAAAUUGCUAUGCCUGUUGAUUCUGCUUACUUUUGGCUACCUCAACCUCCUGAAGGAUACAGGGCUCUUGGCUACUUAGUUACUAACAGUCAUGACAAGCCUAAUCUAGAUGAGAUCAGUUGCAUUCGUGUUGACUUAACUGAUAAAUGUGAACCUUACUGCACAUUACUUGAUGCUGGAUCUAUAACUCCCGAGUUUCCGUUUUGGGUUUCGAACUUGAGACCUUGUGACCGCGGCAUGUUAGGGACAGGAGUUUCGGUAGGGACUUUUUUCUGCAAUAGUAGUUGUUGGAACAAGGGAGAAGAGUUACCUGUUGUGUGCUUAAAGAAUUUGAACCCAACGCUACCGGCAAUGCCACGGAUUGACCAAAUACAUGCGCUUAUAGAGCAUUAUGGUCCUACUGUUUUCUUUCAUCCUGAGGAAGUUUACCUGCCUUCUUCUGUUGAUUGGUUUUUCAGCAACGGAGCCCUUUUGUAUCGAAAGGGCGUGUCUAAAGGCGAGGCUAUUGAUGAAGGUGGAUCAAAUUUGCCCGGUGGGGGAACAAAUGAUGGAGAAUUUUGGAUAGAUUUUCCAAAUGAUGAUAUUAGAAGGGAGUUUAUCAAACACGGGGACUUAGAAAGUGCUAAACUUUAUGUUCAUGUGAAGCCGGCAUUUGGCGGAACCUUCACAGACAUUGUUAUGUGGAUUUUCUGUCCUUUCAAUGGACCAUCUACACUGAAAUUUGGAAUUAAAAACAUGGCUUUUAGCAAAGUAGGUGCACAUGUAGGUGAUUGGGAGCAUUUCACACUUAGAGUAUGCAAUUUCAGUGGAGAGCUUUGGAGUAUAUAUUUCUCACAGCACAGUGGUGGUAAGUGGGUUGAUGCACAUGAGUUAGAGUAUAUUGACGGCAAUAAAGCUACUGUGUACUCGUCGAAAAACGGACAUGCAAGUUACCCUCAUCCUGGAACAUAUAUACAAGGAUCUUCGAAACUUGGGAUUGGAAUUAGGAAUGAUGCUAGUCGUAGUAGUUUGAGUGUGGAUUCGAGUGUUCAUUAUGAAGUUGUUGCAGCUGAGUAUUUAGGAGAUGUUGUGAAAGAGCCUCAAUGGUUGCAGUAUAUGAGAGUGUGGGGUCCUAAAAUUGUGUAUGAUUCCAAAACUGAGCUGGAUAAGAGAUUAAAUGCUCUUCCUCUAAGAUUUGGAAAUUCAUUUGGUAAUUUGUUUAAAAAGCUUCCACUAGAACUGUAUGGUGAGGAAGGUCCUACAGGGCCAAAAGAGAAAAAUUACUGGAUAGGAGAUGAAAGAUGGUGA